AGGACACACACAUAGACAACCACAAAUUACACCCAAACUCACAAGACAAAUAAAUGUCAAGGCAAGGCAAGGAAAAGGCCAUGGAAAUAUUUCUCCCGACUUGGGUAUCGAACCUGAGACCUUUGCGUGACAGUCCGGCAUGGUAACCGUUCGGCCACUGAGGCAAUGACUGGGAAAUGUACGUAAAUAUUUUUUAUUUUCAGUUCCCCCAAAUGUGUCGACGUUAAAGACAACAGGGUAUCCGAAACAGGAAAAAGGAACCAGGCAUACGAGAUGACGUCCGUGUCCAGCAUGGGCGACGGGGACAUGGGGCCGGGAGUAUGCUACCCGUGUACGCCACUCCCGCGCAUGGGCGUUCUGUGCACGCACGGCCUCGCGGAUGUCGUGCCACAGCAGCAGACCAAGCAACGGCAGCUUUUGCAACAAUCGCAGCCUGACUUGCAACAACAACAGCCCCAACUUAUGGGUACCUGUACAUUCCAGCUUCCUGGUGGCCUCGUGGCGACAAGCCCUGUCUGCGAGAAGGAAUGGCACCGGUCUAUAACAGCCGAUCUCAGAAACCACCUUGUUUAUAAAUUGGUGCAAGCUAUUUUUCCAAAGCCGGACCCCAUAGCGAUGCUAGACAAGAGAAUGCACAACUUAGUCCCGUACGCAAGAAAGAUAGAAGGCGAUAUUUACGAAAUGGCGAACACGCGCUCAGAGUACUAUCAUUUGCUCGCCGAAAAGAUAUACUGUAUACAAAAAGAGAUCGAAGAUAAGCGCAAAAUGCGAAAGGAACACCAGGUACAGGCGCAGCAGCAGGCCUAGCACCAGGAAUAGCUGCAACGGGGUAAAAUGGUCGGGGUGGGGGAAGUGAAUACCGUGAGUGGGGUGAUGGACGUGCGCGCGCCGCUGCACUAUGGAAAAUUUAGGUUAGUUACGGAUCAAAAAUGCAUGCAUGUAACUUUUUGUUUUUCGAGAAAUGCAUGUGUGUGACUUUUUGUUUUUCGAGAUACGCCUUUAAAUUAUUUUUAUACUUAGUGGAAUUAUGACUGUUUUAAUUGCAUAAUUAUACAUUUUUAUUUAACUACCCGUAAUUGAGAGAAAAAAAUGUACAAAAUCUUAAAUCUUCUGGUAAAUACUACCCACCUCACUAUUUACAAAAAAAAAAAAUAAUAGAAAUGCCUUGGCUACGAUAAUUCUUUAUUCAUAAAAUAAAUUAAAAGUGUUUAUAAAUUUUACUUAAAAUAAUACAAAAUAAAAAUA
Hyposmocoma kahamanoa is the source of this 1245-nucleotide messenger RNA. Its product is annotated as histone acetyltransferase p300-like. Gene Ontology annotation, molecular function: transcription coactivator activity; chromatin DNA binding; histone acetyltransferase activity. Gene Ontology annotation, cellular component: histone acetyltransferase complex; transcription regulator complex. The transcript has 4 exons. Lineage: Eukaryota; Metazoa; Arthropoda; Insecta; Lepidoptera; Cosmopterigidae. The coding region runs from base 274 to 807 and encodes 177 amino acids. The record is from RefSeq and is a predicted model, not a curated record. Gene Ontology annotation, biological process: positive regulation of transcription by RNA polymerase II.